AACAAUGGCGAUAUAUGCUCGAGUUCCGCUUUCAAAAAAAAAUCUCUCAGAGACAUUGCCAGGCACUGUGCUCCGUCGCCGUUUGCACAGUACGGUGGAAAAAUACAGGAGGAGGUGGAUGCGCCGCAGAGCAACAUUACCAUUACGCGGCGGUCAAGGGAAUGAAAAUAUGGCUUCGCUGUAUUGCGCAGAACAUCGGCGCCUUAGCGUCGCGACGACCCUUGCGGGGUGAGUCGUUGCUUGGUGCCCGCGCCUUUUUGCUGUGCUACGUGGCACAAUCGCACGGAGUACACACGACAAUGCGAUCAUAUUGUGAGAACGCGAUCGUUAUCCCUACUGUCUAGAUUCAACCCCUUUUUCGGGUUGGCGUAGACCAAUUAAAUAUAGAAGAAAAAAGAAAACAAGAAGAAGAAAAAAAGAAGAAGAAAUCAUCUGAAUUGUUCGAUCUACGAAUCGCGCUAUCUUUGAUAAUCAAGGAAAAGUCCAACGCGUCGACAGCGAGCUUCUUUAAACGACAACAAAGGAUCGCUAGAUUGUAAAAACGUGGGGAGAUCCACACGGGCAAGACGGGGAAAGAGAGCUACGGGUAAGGUCAGGUUCCGCGGCAGCGACUAUGCGCGUGAUCGAUCGCGCGCAUCUCCACGAUCGGCUGGAGAUGUGAUACCGGAAGUAGGCCAGGCAGAAUUGACCUGCGUGGACGUAUAAGUACGGCAUACAGGGUGCGUGCGUGCGUACGAGUACGACGUGUAAGCUGUAGGUGUGCCGCGUGGGUCCAGGAACCAGCAGUUGUAGAGAUGCGCGUCGCCGCGACGGCCUCUCUGUCGCCGAUGUGUUCAUCGUCGAGGGCUACUCUUUGGUACAAUGCUACCAUUGUGCGACUGCUCUGUGUUAUUCUGGUCUCUUGCUGGAUUAUUCUUGAUCAACCGGCCUUGGGCCUGCCGAAUCCGGAGUUGACAACAAUGGAAGAUCUGUCCGGUAGAGGCUCAAAAAAAUUUGGCGAUGUUUGUGAGACGGAUAAUGAAUGCGGUUUUGCAGGCUCUUACUGCGAACCGAAAAAAAAACUUUGUGCUUGCAAAGAAGAAUUUGAAGCCACUAACCAUCUCGAUAAAUGCGGACAUGCGGCAAACGUGAACGAGUCCUGUUUCUUUCACGAGCAAUGCGAAGCACGAGUAAGCGAAACGGAAUGCCGCGAUGGUCGAUGCAUCUGCCUUUUCGAGAAGAUUCCGAUGAUACAACCUGACGGUAUAAUUUGCGUCGCCGAAGUUAAAGAACCAACCAGCAUUCGAUACAUUGAUCCGGCGAUGAUCGGCGUUCUCGUUGGCAUGGCACUGAUGUUUAUCAUCAUUUGCGUCGUUCUUAGACUCUUCAGCAAAGCUCGCUGGCGAGAAAAUCGCACCAUCUUUAAUACACCUAACGCACGAUUGAUGAACGUUUCGCUAUUGAGAGAGAAUAAACUUUUACACGCUCAGGAGAGACGUGGUUCAAGGGCGAGCGUACGGAUCCCAUCAAGGCAACCCUCGAUGGCUUCCUUAAGAGCCAACUCGCCAAAUGCUUCACAAGGUGCGAAAUACUUUCACUACUCACAGCACAGAGUCCUCAUGCUUAAAGUAAUUCUGGCUUUUCGUGUCGUGCUGCCACGCUUUCAUGCGAAAGCACGCGAUACUUUAGCAAGAAAAUCUCUGUCGCCAGGGUCACACGCAGGAUCUCCUCGUCGUGGGAGUCCCACCAGCAGUGGGAACGCUUCGGCUACUUCGAUGAAAUCUAACAAAUCGCCGAAUCAUACGAACAACGUCACUGACUCCGUUCUAGAAAACGUCACCGUCGAGAUCUUCGACGUAAAGGCAAAAUAAAUCGUCUUUCCGCCGCAACAAAUGGUCCGAUCGACAAUCCCAUUUAUUACUAGUCUUGCAUAGCCAAUAUACGGCGCUACAUGAAGGUUGCUGUCUCUAUAUAUCUUCAAUUCACGAAUAAUUGGUUCUGUUGAUUCGUUUUCAUUAAAUUAUUAAAAAAUGAAAAUUUUGUGUUUACUAGUUCAAAUAUCAUCGAGAAUUACUUUGCUUAGAUAAAUCGCAACGCUGACGAGUCAAGUAUCGAAAUCUCGAUGAGAUCGAGCCAUAAAUUAACCAUAAUUCGCAGAUCUUAUUGCACUCUUUUAAUAAUAACAAAAUAAUCAUUUAGUUAUGUUACAAAAGAUCCUUUUAACAUGCCUCUUUUUUGACAAUUUGACAUUUUCAUAUCUAAUGAAACAUAAUUAAAUGAUGAUUAUCACAUUAUCAGAAUAUUAAUUUUGGAUUAAUUUUUUGCAUUAUCUUAAUAGAUAUUAUAAAGAAAUCAUUUAAAAAAAACAGCGCUUUAUAAAAUGAUAUAAAUUAUGAGUAAUACGAAUUACUCGAAAGCCUAUUAUGCUAUUUUAAUAAUAGCAAAUGCGAGUAGAAACCAUUUUAAUAGAUUAGCAGCGAUCGAAUUAUCAUAAGGGCAUCCAAAUUUGAAUUAAUUAUUGAUAUUAACUUGGUGAGAUAUUAAAAUAAGCCGUUUCAAGUAUACAUAUUAUAUAUAUAUAUAUAUAUAUAUAUACAAUGUAUGUAUAAAAUUAUUUGCGGUAAUGAAAGCGAUAAUACGCUAGUUAAUACGCGUAUUAACACAUACAUUCAAUAUAUUUGAGUUGCGAAGUAUCCUAGAAGAUAUUUCAGAAGAGAGAGACAUAUUAUUUAGAAGAACGUUAUUAAUAAAAUAACUAAUCGCGAUGCAGUAGCAUUAUUUAAACUUGAAAGACAUGAAAACCUGUACAGCAUACCCAUACAGCACAGCACAGAACAUUGCAGCAACAUUGCAACGUUACCGCAAUGUUGCUGCAAUAUUCUGCGCUGUAUGGGAAUUGUCAUAUCAAUUUGUAUGAUGACGAUGUAAUUUUAUUACUUGUUUAACUAUUAAUAUACAUUAGUUUUCCAUCGAUUUGCUUCAUGCUAAUGUUUCAAUUUUCAAUCAAAACGCGCGCCAAUAUGAUUGUGUAACGUGAACACAUUUCUCGGACCAAGCGGUUUUAGCACCGCAUUUGAUUAUUCUGUUUAAUGAGGAUUACGUAAUAAAUAAUAUUUGGUAUCAUCAUCGAUACAUUAAGAACAUACAAUACACGCUUGCGGAAUAUUUCAUGAGAAGUAUAGAGAGGAAACAUCUAUACAUUAAUGUAAAGAAAAUCAUAAUGGAAAAUAGCAACUGCAAUUGUAAAUUAUUGAUUCAUGCAGUAGUUACUAUUAAGAGAAAUAUAAAAACAAACUUGACACAAUGAUACCCAUAUAGCAUAGAACAAUUGCGGCACUAUUGCUGCAUGGGUAGUUUUCUUGAUUAAUACUGAUCGGAUUCACAAUAUAGAUUAUAUUUAAAAUCAAUAGAGAUGAAGAUAGUCGAAAAAAUUUCAAUGUCGAAACGAUGAUCGGGGCGAUCAAACGCGCAAGCCUUUUCUCUGAAAGUUUUUUCGGUGUAAUGUUGCACCAUCGGGAUGCGGAAAGACGCGAUGGGAUUAAUGUUUAUUAAUCCUUUACAUCGAAAGCGAUACGACUCGAUUUGUUCGCGAUAAGCCAAUGCGAACGGGACCAGAGAAGAGUGUUUCAAGUGGCAUCUCUCUCUCUUUCUCUCUCUCUCUUUCUCUCUCUCUCUCUCUCUCUCUUUCUCUCUCUCUCUCUCUCUCUCUCUCUCUCUCUCUCUCUCUCUCUUUCGAAAGUGCGAAAUUAAAGCGAGACACGUUGCCAGAUUUAUUAAGAUGGUGCCACAUGGUAGUAAUUAAACAUAAGAUUAUAUAUAAGAGAAGGUUUGGGCAUUCUUCGUCAAUUAUCCAUAAUGCUAUGCAGAGUACGCAAUCGCACAAUCGACAGCAGAAGAAUGUUAAGCAAAAUGGAUAUAUAUUAUUGGCUACCGCGCCUCCGCGCCAUUCGCAAUACAUUAUGGGUUUUUGAGGGAAAUUUAUAUAUAGGCUGAUGGAAUAUCUUAAUAACCUUUAUAUAUAACUAUAUAAUCUUAUAAUUAAACACAUCUGAUAAAUAUUAAAAGCCACAUAAUUGUAAAGACGAAUGAUAAUCGCGUUAAUAAUAUGUAAUCAAAACGUGAGUAUAUAUUUCUUUUCAAGCACAAAUUUCUCAUUUAAAGAAGAGAUAAGCUCUAAUGAAUCUGUUCUUAAAGAUAUAUUAAAAUAUAAAAGCUCUUUUCUUUCUUUUUCUGUUUUUGGAAAGUUUAUUUUAUAAUAUUUAUAUUAAAUAUAUUAACAAAGGGAAAAUAUUUUUUAAGAAUUCUGAAAUUUGAAAAAUUCUCUUUUUUAUUUUAAAUAUAUAGGUAUACACACUAAUAUGUAGUAAUAAAGACAAAUUUAAAAAAUUACAGGAUUUAGAAAAUUUUAAGAAAGCUUGAGAAUUUUUUUUAUUUUAGAAAGUUUAUUUAAAUUAAAUUUUUUUCUUUUUUUUCGGAAAGUUGAUAGCUGUAUAUUUUGCGACGCCUGUAAUGACGAACAUUCACAUUAGGCAUCAUAUGCAUUUAUGUUUAUUGAAUUUAACGAAUGAUGAUGUGGCGAAGAAAAAACGACCAUAUAAUAUAUUAUACUUCUAUAUUUUUCUCUUGUUGAUUUCACGUAUGUCAUUACAAUACUUUAUUGGCACUUAUUUAGAAUCAAUAUUUACAUCAUAAAAAAUUUUGAUCUCACGUAUGUCAUUACAAUACUUUAUUGGCACUUAUUUAGAAUCAAUAUUUACAUCAUAAAAAAUUUUGAUCUCACGUAUGUCAUUACAAUACUUUAUUGGCACUUAUUUAGAAUCAAUAUUUAUAUCAUAAAAAAUUAUCUCUUUUAUAUUCUUGCCGAGUUAAUAUUGAAUUCGAAAAUAAUUAAAUACGCGAUCAGAAUUUGGACUCAAUGCUCAUGGGGGGUAUAUUAUAUUGGGUAGAUAUUAAAAAUAAAUUCAACUUAUUAAACACGUAAACGUGUAUAUCGAAUUCAAUGCUGAUAUAUAACAUCGGCAAUGAUUAUCGUAACACAGAACUAUAUAACGGAUUGAAAUUAUUCAUAGUUUUUUCGUCGUUAGUGAUAAAAUGAAGUAA
Molecule: messenger RNA, 5079 nt
Organism: Formica exsecta
Lineage: Eukaryota; Metazoa; Arthropoda; Insecta; Hymenoptera; Formicidae
Gene: jus
Exons: 6
Coding region: 795-1850 (351 amino acids)
Source: RefSeq, a predicted model, not a curated record